Cucurbita moschata (crookneck pumpkin) is the source of this 475-nucleotide messenger RNA. RefSeq lists its product as uncharacterized. NCBI's taxonomy places the organism in Eukaryota, Viridiplantae, Streptophyta, Magnoliopsida, Cucurbitales, Cucurbitaceae. The record is from RefSeq and is a predicted model, not a curated record. The coding region runs from base 28 to 351 and encodes 107 amino acids. The transcript has 2 exons.
GAAACUAUCUAUCAAAAGUGUUCCAAAAUGAGUUUUGAAGAAGUGGUUCCUUCGGAUCUAUUUCCAAUUAAGGAUGUCAAUCGCAGAAAAGUACAAGAGGCUGCAAGGUUUGCAGUGGAAUGGAAAAACAAGGGUGGACAUCGUUUGAUUUACAAGCGUGUGGUGAACGGUUUGUCUGAUAAUACCGACAGCCACGCACAUCAUCAAUAUUAUAUUCUUGUGAUAGAAGCUAUAAAUGACGAUGGUAUUCCAUGGUCAUAUAUUGCAAAGGUGAAGCACUUUGGAGGUAACGGAAAAGAGCCCCAUGUCUUUUCAGUUGAAGAUGUCCUCAAGGAUUACAAGAAGCAUUAAAUUGCUCUCUAACUCUCUACACUAAGCCCUCUCUCUCUACAAUAAAUGAGGGCGUUACUGUGUUUUAACUAUGAAAAUGGUAUAGAGCCACAAUAAAAUAAUAAUAUACUCAUCUAUCUAUAUA